AUGCCACAGCUCCCGGCUGUGACGCCAGGCUGGGGGGAGCACUCAAAUUCCACCCCUAGCUCCAGCUGCAGCGCAGCGCAGUUCUCACUUCCCGGUGAUGCGGCUGGGCGGAAAGCACUCAGUCCCCAGAGGCAAUGCUCCAUCAACGAGGCAGUUCUGCCCAAGGCACUAGAACAGACUCGCAGCAGUUUGGGGCCGCUAACAAGGACUGAGUGUCAGCACGGCAGAUUCAGCCGGACCCGAGCGGACUGCCGAUUAUUUCUAACACCUGAGGUUCCCUACACUCCUGCAGGCAGAAAGACAGAUGGCUGCACCCCAGGAUCAUGGCCACUGAGGAUGCUCCUGGUGGGCAAAUCUGGCUGUGGGAAAAGCGCCACAGGGAACAGCAUCCUCUGCCGACCAGCAUUUGAGUCCAGGCUCGGAGGCCAGUCAGUGACCAGGACCAGCCAGGCAGAGACUGGCACAUGGAAGGGAAGGAGCUUCCUCGUGGUGGACACGCCCCCCACCUUUGAGUCAAAUGCCCAGAACCAAGACAUGGACAAGGACAUUGGAGACUGCUACCUGCUGUGUGCCCUGGGACCCCAUGUGCUGCUGCUGGUCACCCAGCUGGGAUGCUUCACAGCUCAAGACGUUAUGGCUGUGAGGAGGGUGAAGGAGGUCUUUGGGGCAGGAGUCAUGAGGCACGUGAUUGUCCUCUUCACCCGCAAAGAGGACCUGGUCGAUGAGACCUUGGAUGAGUUUGUGACCCACACUGACAACCACAGCCUGCGCAGUCUGGUCCAGGAGUGUGGGAGGAGGUACUGUGCCUUCAAUAACAGGGCCUCUGGGGAGGAGCAGCAGGGGCAGCUGGCAGAGCUCAUGGCCCUGGUGAGCAGGGUGGAACAGGAGUGUGAGGGCUCCUUCUACAGCAAUGACCUCUUCCUCUAUGCCCAGGUGCUCCUGAGAGAAGACCACAGUGAACAGCAGGAAGCCCGCCGGUGCUACCUGGCCAUAGUGAGGCAGGAGGUGGAGAAGCAGAGGCAGCAGCUGGGGGAGCAGCCAUGCAGCUGGGUCCCCAAGGUGCUGCUCAGAGGCAAAGAGUGGCUAGCCUUUCACUGGGAGGAUUCUGGUGUGGUCCAGGCUUCUAUGCUCAGCUCCAAGGAUGUCUGGUCUACACAUCCGCUUCUCUUUACCAGCAACAGAUUCAGAAAAGAGCCUGCAGGCCCAGCCAACCAAUGA
This is a messenger RNA of Acomys russatus (golden spiny mouse), 1218 nucleotides long. Its product is annotated as GTPase IMAP family member 3-like. The coding region runs from base 1 to 1218 and encodes 405 amino acids. Gene Ontology annotation, molecular function: GTP binding. The record is from RefSeq and is a predicted model, not a curated record. NCBI's taxonomy places the organism in Eukaryota, Metazoa, Chordata, Mammalia, Rodentia, Muridae. The transcript has 3 exons.